AUGGCCGCUACGUGGCGGAAGCUGAAGAAGUCUCUGAGUCACAAGCUCUCAUUAAACUCGUCCGAUUCAUCCAACUCGUCGUCUCGGCCGCCUCGUCCUCCUACCCCAGAAAUCUCGGCAACCGUCGGGCCCUCUCCCUCGUCUCUCUCCUCCUUCUCCUCCUCCUCCUCCUCCGCCAUCUCCAAGCUCUCUCGCAGCUUCAGCUCUCGCCUCUCCAAGAAAAAUUGCGCCAUUUGCCUGAGUAACGUGAGAGCAGGGCAAGGCCAAGCCAUCUUCACUGCUGAGUGCUCCCACUCUUUCCACUUCGUUUGUAUUGCCAACAAUGUCAAACAUGGAAACCUUUGCUGCCCAAUCUGCCGAUCCAAGUGGAAUGCUGUACCUUUCCAAGCUCCCACCACUGCUGCAGAUCCUCAACAAAAUAACUUGGGUCAGAUCCAUACCAAUGUCUACCAUCGUCACCAGUCUCACCUCCCAUUGCAGCCCCGGGUCCAUCCCGAGCCGCUUAGCUUCUCAGAUGAUGAACCUCUCCCAUCCACCUCACCUACCCGACUCUCUGGCCCCCAAACUGUAGCAAUCAAGAGUUAUACAGAGUACUCUGCUAUCUCUGUUGCAGAAUCUCGCCCUACAUUUCCUGUUCUUGUCAGCAUCCGAGCACCACCUCUUCAAGAUGCUAAUGACCAUGGCCGUACCCCCAUUGACCUUGUGACAGUUCUGGACGUAAGUGGCAGCAUGUUUGGCACAAAGCUUGCCCUUCUCAAGAGUGCUGUCAAAUUUGUCAUACAAAACUUGGGGCCUUAUGACCGACUUUCCAUAGUUUCGUUCUCAACUAUUCCUAAAAGGGUUUUUCCUCUGCGAAGAAUGACUGUUGAUGGGCGUGAAAGCGCCAUUUUAGCAGUCGAAUCUCUUAGAGCAAAUGGUGGAACUGACAUUGUGGGAGGACUCAAUAAAGGAGUUCAGGUCCUUGAAGAACGCCGUGAAAGGAAUCCGGUUUCUAGCAUCAUCCUCUUAUCUGAUGGCAGAGACAAUUGCAACUAUGGCUCACAGACUACUUCAAGUGCAAACCAGGUGUCUGAAUUUUUGAACCAAUUGCCAGCUUCGGUACGGUGUAGCAAUAUUCCAGUCCAUGCAUUUGGAUUUGGCACUGACCAUGAUGCCACUACUAUGCAUGCUAUUUCUGAUUCAUCUGGUGGCACCUUUUCCUUCAUUGAAUCAGUUGCUAUGAUACAGGAUGCCUUUGCUAUGUGCAUUGGUGGUCUUCUCAGUGUUGUGGCUCAAGAACUUCGACUCACGGUUAGGUCAGCAUCACAGGGAGUGCAGAUUGUGUCAAUACCAUCAGGGGGACAUAUGAGUGAGAUUUCUGAUGAGUCUCAACAAGGUGUUGUUGACGUUGGAAAUAUGUACGCAGAAGAGGAGAAACAAUUUCUGGUGUACCUUUCAGUUCCAAUAUCCACAGGAACUAGAAAUAGGGAAGGCGUGAAAAAGACACCACUGUUGGAUGUAUCAUGCUUGUACAAAGAUCUAGGCUCAAAUGAGUUAAUCCAGGUGGUAGGUGAGAGGGUAGAGAUACUGAGACCUAAAGCUUGGUCCUCUGCAGAUGAGGCAGUGUGUUUGGAGGUUGAUCGGCAGAGGAAUAGAAUUUUGGUAGCCGAAGGUAUCACAGAAGCACAAGUGAUGGCUGAAAUGGGAAAUCUAGAAGGUGCACAGGCCAUUUUGGCACAACGUAGAUCAACUCUCUUAACAACAGCAGCAGCACAAGCUGGGGAUGGCCUCUGUAAUUGGCUUGAAGCUGAGCUUAGAGAAAUCAGGGAUAGAAUGGCAAGUGUGGAAUCGUAUACACAGACCGGGCGCGCUUAUGUUCUUUCUGGGUUGAGCUCACAUUCAUGGCAGAGAGCCACAACUAGGGGUGACAUGACAACCCAGAUUCUCACAAUGAGCGAAGGUGGAACCUCACACACAAGCGUUGGCACAACCGUCGGCUAUGAAACACCGACGAUGGUUACCAUGGUAAGGAUGUCACAGAAUCUUGGGGUUAAUCCUGCAGCCUAA
Prunus armeniaca (apricot) is the source of this 2046-nucleotide messenger RNA. Lineage: Eukaryota; Viridiplantae; Streptophyta; Magnoliopsida; Rosales; Rosaceae. The record is from the annotation of a GenBank genome assembly.